CACUUUAUCAUUACAUUCUCUUCUCUGUUCAUUUCACACUCAAUUUCAUCAAAUGGGUUUGGAUUUCCUCACCAAGAAGCCAUAUUCGCCUCCUUCAUGGGCCUCUCACCUCAAUCCCAUACCUUCUCACUUCAUCUCUCUCGGCCAUCUUCCUACUCCUAUUCACAAAUGGAAUCUUCCUAAUUUGCCAAACAACACUCAAGUUUGGUUGAAGCGUGAUGAUCUUUCUGGGAUGCAAUUGAGUGGUAACAAAGUAAGGAAGUUGGAGUUUUUGCUGGCAGAUGCUGCAGCACAAUCUGCCGAUUGUGUCAUAACAAUUGGAGCAAUCCAAAGCAACCACUGCCGUGCAACUGCCGUGGCCGCCAGAUAUCUCAAUCUCGAUUGUUAUGUUAUAUUAUUCACCUCUAAGGAUAUUGUGGACCAAGAUCCAGGAUUGACAGGCAAUCUCCUGGUGGAGCGGUUAGUUGGAGCUCACGUUGAACUAAUUUCAGAAACAGAAUAUGCAAAUAUUGGGAGUGUGGCUCUUACCAACCACCUCAAAGAAAAGCUGAUAAGUGAAGGGAGGAGGCCAUAUGUCAUUCCUCGUGGUGGAUCAAACUCCUUAGCAACCUGGGGCGAUAUUGAGUCGAUUAGAGAGAUUGAGCAGCAACUCCAAAGUGGGAAUAAUGCUGAUUUAAAGUUUGACGACAUUGUUGUAGCUUGUAGCAGUGGUGGUACAGUUGCUGGUGUCUCAUUGGGAUCAUGGAUGAGCUCGCUCAAAGCAAAAGUUCAUGCAUUCUCUGUUCGUGAUGAGCCCGACUACUCCUAUGACUUUGUGCAAGCCCUAAUUGAUGGCCUUGGAGCUCAUGGGGUUGCCUCGCGUGAUAUUUUUACCAUACACAAUGCCAGAGGUAUGGGAUAUGCAGUUAGUACUCCAGAGGAGACAAAAUUUCUUAAGGACAUUGCUGCAGCCACUGGUGUUGUUCUUGACCCUGUUUAUAGUGGGAAAGCUGCUUAUGGAUUGUUGAAAAACAUGAGCGAGAAUCCAAAGAAGUGGGAAGGGAGAAAGAUCCUCUUUAUACACACUGGCGGGUUGCUAGGGUUGUAUGGAAAGGCUGAGCAAAUGGAGGUAGGAAAUUGGCGCCGAAUGGACAUCCCUAAAUCUGCUUCGCCAGAGGAUGGUAUUGUAAAGAUGUUCUAAGAAAAAUAGCUAAUAAUAAACGAAUCAGCGGGUUGUGAAGUUGGUUUGCUUUCCUUCUAUUGCCGGGGGUUCAUUCAACAAAAAUAUCAAUAAAAGGACAAAUAAGCACUUGGACUGCCCUAGGGUUUAGGGUUUAGGAUUUAGGUGCAUCGAGUAGGUCUUUUAUGUUUUAGUAAUAAAAUCCCCCAUCUUUAUUGUUUUU
Messenger RNA from Humulus lupulus (European hop), 1382 nucleotides. RefSeq names its product putative D-cysteine desulfhydrase 1, mitochondrial. The transcript is spliced from 10 exons. Gene Ontology annotation, molecular function: D-cysteine desulfhydrase activity. The record is from RefSeq and is a predicted model, not a curated record. The coding region runs from base 53 to 1180 and encodes 375 amino acids. Lineage: Eukaryota; Viridiplantae; Streptophyta; Magnoliopsida; Rosales; Cannabaceae.